AUGGGACCCUAUGACCACACACCGCCUUCUGACGAUCCCAAUUUCGAGAAACUGGAGCCACACUCAGGGAUCCACUUGACCUCGCGAAACAUAUCUCACGAAGAUUUCAAAGACUAUCUGAGGGGCCGAUACUAUCUCUCCCCAUCCCGCCUCUACUCGAGUGUCCAACUCCUCCCGGACAAGAAAGGGUACGACGUGCCUGUUGAGGGCGACUGGGUCACCGUUGCUGUCAUCGCCGAACGCGGCCCCAUCAAGUUCACCCGUGCACCCGUUACACUUGAUCCUGACGAGAGCAGCAGGAAGCAAUGGAAAGGCAAGGCCAAGGCGCCAGCUGAGCCCGAGAAACCUUCCGGCGGCAAGAAGUUCGUCAACCUGAAGCUAAUCGACUUCGGUGCGCGCUCUGCGUCGUCCAGCUCAACGGGUGGCAAGUCUGUGAUACGGGGCGACGCGUUUUUGACGCUUUUGCUCUUUGAAUCCGAUGGAUUCGACCUUCUGCCACGAGAGGACGGUCGGAAACCGGAGAAGCUGUACAAGGGUGGCAGCCGGGGUGCGUUUGAGCACCUUAUGGAUGUGAGAGAAGGAGACGUGGUUGCUUUGCUCAACCCGAAGAUUCUGAAACCGUUCCAGCGGUCGAGCGACACACCCCAUCCGGUGGACAACGUUCUCGCUAUCACACCCGAGUCGGCGUCAUCGAUAAUGGUCAUUGGACGCGCGCGCGACCUUGGCAUGUGCAGUGUCCGCAGGCAAGAUGGCAAGAUCUGCGGUAGCUGGUGCGAUAACCGCGUCAGCGAUGUUUGCGACUACCACGUACAAAACGCCGUCCAGCGUAGGCGGGCUGCUCGUCCGGAGUUCUCUGCUGGAACAUCAGGAUUGACAACAACCUCCACGCACAAACGGAAGAAUGAUUACGACCCAGCACGUCAAUGGGGUCUAAAGCCUGACGAAAGCAGGGCCGAGGGUGCGACCUAUGUUGUGUCCGGACACGUCGUCACUGGGACGUCGUCCGACCCGCGGACGAUGUACAUGACCGAGAACAUCGGUCGAGAGGGCCAGGCGAAGGCAAAGAGGAAGCUCGAGUCUCGAGACGCUGACCGGGCAUUGAAGGCCCUUUUGCAAAGGGACAAGGAGGGCAUGCAGGCUGUGAUGGCGGCACGAGAGGUGGGAGGUUGUAUGAAGAGGUCCAAGAACGAGAAAAAGGGAAAGAAGAAGCAGGUUGAGGAUGGUGAGGAUACGAAGCUACGUCAGACGGCCUACUCUGCGGAGAUAAUCAAGUUGUUGGGCUUCGACCCGUCACUGAAACCGGGGCAGCGGAGGGUUGAGAAUAAGAUCACACAGGACAAGCUUGUGGCCCUUGAAGCAGUGAGAACGGCACGGAAAGAUAUCAUCUUGGGGCCUCGUCCGGGUCCAAGGAUACGUUCAGGCGUCGUUGCUCCAAUGAAGACAAUCGAGCUACAAGAAGAUAACUGUGAAGUUGCCUUGGACUGCGAUGAUGAAUUAGUGGUGGAUAAUACCGUAGUCUGCGAGGAGAAGAUGGUGGAUUUGGACGACUUCUGA
Molecule: messenger RNA, 1554 nt
Organism: Cyclocybe aegerita
Lineage: Eukaryota; Fungi; Basidiomycota; Agaricomycetes; Agaricales; Hemipholiotaceae
Source: the annotation of a GenBank genome assembly